Molecule: messenger RNA, 567 nt
Organism: Linepithema humile (Argentine ant)
Lineage: Eukaryota; Metazoa; Arthropoda; Insecta; Hymenoptera; Formicidae
Source: RefSeq, a predicted model, not a curated record
AUGAGACGUGUGUUUAACGACAACGAAGAAGAGGAUGCGGGAGGCUAUAUCGCCGGCCUGCUGAAUUACUAUCGUGGUGCGGUAAAAAAUGGAACGCUACAAUGUCACGAGCCGAAAAAAGUCAUGGUGGUGGAGGGUGUGGUGCGUAGCGAGCGUCAAAAUUAUGUCGAAGAGCGAGCUACUCAACGCCGCGGGGUAAGACGACGACGAGACGAUACCUCGCCUGAGGCUGGACCUUCGUCUCGCGCGCGAAUUAUUCUUACGCCAGAGCUUGUCGAUCUUGUGAGCAACGAAUCGACGAGUCAGCCGGCUCCUCGCGAAGUGAGCUCGUUUGAUGAGGAGGAAAUAUUCAGUCCUUUGUACAAUAACGACCGUCAACAGAGAGUAAUAUUACCCGGGGCUGACGACGAAGAGGAAGAGCAGGAGGAAGAGCAGGAGGAAGAGGAGGAGGAAGAGGAAGGAGGCAGGCAGAAGAAGAAGAAGAGCAGGAGAGAAGAGCAUUACAGGAGAGGAAUUAUGAAGGAGGGGAUGAACAAAGCUACGACGGAUGGGGAAUGGGUGACAGAG